AUAAUAUAUAAGAUAAGAUAACUAUUGGGUGGGCUUAUUCAACCAUUCGCCAUAUAUAGAUCCAACCAUUUGCCAAAUUGCCAUAACAGUUAUAGAUCCAUUUACAGACAUAUUGUGAAACAAUAGCUACAUUUGCAGAAUGGCAAGUGAAAACAUUAAACUCCCAUAUAAAAGCAUCAUCGAUGGUGGACUACAACCUGGCAAAAGCUUCUUAAUUCGAGGCGUUGUCAACCCCAAUCCUUAUAGAAUAAAGUUCAAUCUACGCCACAGAUUUGGGAUUGCAUUUCACUACAAUCCCCGUUUUGAUCAGAAUAAAGUAGUGUGCAACACUUGGGAUUGUGGGUGGGGUGAAGCAGAAUAUUCUGCAUCCGUGCCAUUUGUAAAAGGUCAACCCUUUGAGGUAACCAUUUAUUGUGCUUCCAAUCAUUUCGACGUGUCAGUGGAUGGCAAACAUGCAUUCACUUACGCAUAUCGCUUCCAGAAAUUAAAUGAAAUUGAUGUAUUUGAGGUUUUAGGGGAUGCACAGUUGACUUGUGUGCAGGCAGCCUAACAGGAGUUUAAGGUCUUUAAGCCACCUAGAGCUGUUAAUUUUUGCUCAAUUUGCUUGGUUAUUGAGCUCAAUGUUAUUUUCAUAAUUAGAAAGGUAGAAGGUAUGAGAAGGGCCAUAAAGCUGAGACCCUGGAAGGCAUUGCAAUAUGCUGUUCACUAAAUAAUGAAAUUAAUAAUAAAAAAUAAUUAAUAAAAAAUAAAGUUACUAAACUUAAUGAAAUGUUUACUCAAUGCUCAAAGUACAUUCAAUUUUUUUUUAAUUCCUCAUGUGUUUGAAAAAAUCCCAGAGUUUAUUAAUAUGUUGCUUGUUAAUCUUAAGUUGAUUGAUAUUUAUAAUGUUGAAAAAAAAUCUGUGGUUUGUUGCAAUCAUUAAAACAACUAUAACAUUUGAUAAAUUAGAUUAUAUAUCUAGGGGUACUGGAUCACAAGAACAUAAGUAAAAAAAAUGUGUAUGUUGGCUGUGCUUAGGCUUACAUUACAAACUGUGUAAUACAAUUAACAAUACAUUCAUGUAAUAAUUUUUUUCUUGUAUGCAUAUGUGUCAUGUCUCUGUGUUUUACCCAAAUC
This is a messenger RNA of Misgurnus anguillicaudatus (oriental weatherfish), 1116 nucleotides long. Its product is annotated as galectin-5. Gene Ontology annotation, cellular component: nucleus; cytosol. NCBI's taxonomy places the organism in Eukaryota, Metazoa, Chordata, Actinopteri, Cypriniformes, Cobitidae. Gene Ontology annotation, molecular function: carbohydrate binding; galactoside binding. Gene Ontology annotation, biological process: negative regulation of type II interferon production; positive regulation of gene expression; negative regulation of CD4-positive, alpha-beta T cell proliferation. The record is from RefSeq and is a predicted model, not a curated record.